Molecule: messenger RNA, 837 nt
Organism: Magnolia sinica
Lineage: Eukaryota; Viridiplantae; Streptophyta; Magnoliopsida; Magnoliales; Magnoliaceae
Exons: 3
Coding region: 358-537 (59 amino acids)
Biological process (GO): mitochondrial respiratory chain complex III assembly
Cellular component (GO): mitochondrion
Source: RefSeq, a predicted model, not a curated record
GCCUUCCCCCUUUGUCUAGCCGUGCGUGCGGCUGCCUAGCCCCUGCCCAAUCUCUCUCUCACCGUCUGCGUGCAAUUGCCCAGGGCCCAGGACUCUGCUGCUGCGACGCAACAACAGCACCACUGGAUUCUACCAGCGGCUGGCCGUAGCCCUCGACCAUCAUUCACCGUCUGAUUUCCACUGCAAGUCUCUCUCUCUCGCCCUCGACCCAUCAUCCAGCGUCUGAUUUUCACUCAGCCCUAUUCAAGUACUCGGAUAAUCCGGGCGAAGCUUUGUCUACUCCCUCUACGAUUCCUCCUCUCAAGACAAUAAUAUCCACUAGAUUCAAGAGCUGAUCAACGGUGGAGAUCAAAGCAGAUGAACAAGUUCGGAGGGAGACAACCGACGGGUACCCCGUCGUUAGCGUGGUCCUGCGUCGUCGUCAUAGCUUCCCUUCUCGCUGGCGCUUCUGUAGUCCACAACAUCUUCAAACCCAAUCUGGAACUGCCUCCAGCUGAGAGGAUGGGUGAGACUAGAAGAAGCACUGAAGAAGGAUGACUCAGCAAUUUUUGUACUAUGUACAGAUGAAAUGUUUGAAAGGAAAACAGAGUAAGAUUUUCAAUUAGGCAGGUGAUUAGGAAAUUGUGCUGGUAUCGUGUGUACUUGAGGCUAUCAAAUUUUGGUCAAGAAUAUGACAUUGGCGAUGCCUUUCAGUUUGGAAGAUUUGAUCCUAAAAUGCUUGGCCAACAAUUCAUCCAUUACAGCCAUGAGUGGUGGAUUUUCUUCCACUUCAAAGGUCUAUCAAUCAAUUUAGAGAUGUUUGGAUUAUAUGUUGGAAUGCACUUAAGGUUGUGUUUA